AGAGUGAUCGUGAAGUAUAGUUAGUCGGCGCCACGGAACGCACUUUAGUUUCUCUUGAGACUUUGAGACGAGGUGACAUACUUUUUCGAGAGAGAGAAAGAGCUUAAAUCCAACACAGAAAUUCCCCAGCUAUUGUGUGGAAUUCCACAAAUUAGUCAGUCAAACUAUAUUUGGAGAAAGUGUCGCUAUUUCUUUGAUUGUGUGAAGACUUCUAUUUGGAUUUUGUGAAAAAAGAGGAAAAAUCUUUGAGAUUUUUUUUAAGACUCUGUGCAAGAAUUUAUAUAAGAAGAUAAACUUGAGAACAAUUUUCGUCAAAGUGGUACUGUUGUGCUAAACAUCUUGAUUUGAAUGCUACAUGAGAAACUUGUUUCUCUUGUGACUUGUUUUAAUAUCAUCGUGCUUCGCAAGUGAAUUUGCAUGAUUGACGAUCUAUCUUGCGUCGGUUGAAGGUAUACACAACAUAUUGCAAAAGAUCGCGGUGCGCAUAUUGAGAGGAGGUAGCAGCACCAUCCAAAGUGAAUGCAAGAUUUUGGUUGAGGAGGAAGAAGGUAUGACUUCCACUAUACUGCAUCCGAUGGCCUGGACCAACGAGAGAUUGUGCCUGAGUGAGAAUACAGGAUUAAAGAAGGCACUCCUCAAGAUGAUCGUUGUGGAGAAUGGAAACUCAGCUAAGAGCAAUAACAUCAGCAGUGACUUCCUCACAAAUCGCAAUUUACCAACACACGACAACAUGUCUCUACUGAAAUUCUUUGCAAUUAAUGCUUUGGAGUUGAGCGCCCCAGCAUCUCCGGUUCUUCUGCAACAGAACAAUCCAACAAAUAUCGUCACACCAGGAUGGCUCCAACUAUCGGGGCAUCCUGAAAGCAUAGCUCCAGCUGCCAAUGGAAUCGUGAGGAAACGCGUAACAGGACCAACUGAUAGUGAGAUUAUUGCCUACCAAGCCCUAACGGCUGAUUCGUGCGCCUCAAAGAUCAUCCCCAAGUACAUUGGGCACCGGGAGAUCAACGGCGAAAGCUACAUUGAGCUCCAGGAUCUCCUGCAUGGCUUCAAGGAGCCAAGUGUGAUGGACAUCAAAAUGGGUUGCCGUACAUUUCUCGAAUCUGAGGUGACCAACAAAACUCUGCGACCUGAUCUCUACAAGAAAAUGAUCCUCGUGGAUCCGGAAGCACCCACGGAGGAGGAACACAAAGCCCAAGCAGUCACAAAGCUGCGGUACAUGCUCUUCCGGGAGCAGAUGUCCUCCAGUCAAACUAAGGGAUUCCGCAUUGAAGCAAUGAAGAUCAAGGGAUCCAGCCCCAUAACGGAUCUCAAGACAAUCAAGAGUGACACAGAAGUGCGUCAGCUUGUUGGGAAGUUCCUGCAGAAGCGUCGAAGUGUCACGAAGGAGCUUGUUAAGAGACUGAAGAAUAUGCGAGCGCUAAUUGAGAAGAGUGACUACUUCAGGAGUCACGAAGUCGUGGGCAGUAGUGUGUUCAUCGUGUACGACGAUCACCAUGUGGGUGCGUGGAUGAUUGACUUUGCAAAGAAUAAAGUCCUCCCGGAGGGCAUCCAAGUGGAUCACCGGAAGCCCUGGAUCCCUGGGAAUUGCGAAGAGGGUCUCCUGCAUGGCAUGGAUGAGCUUAUAAAGGUUUGCGAGGGAAUCUACGAAGAUUCCAAGUAAAUCAAAUAAAGGAGAAAAGUGGAGACGCCAGGCGAGAGAUCCCCGAGACUGAGAAACUUCUACUCCAAGUAUUAGCAGCCAUAAUUUGAGAGAUUUGGAGGAAGAAUACGCCCUCACAUGCAAGAUUCUAAAGCAUUUCCAUGCGCUACGAGAUCUGUUACUUAACUUUUUUUUUUUGGAAAAAAAUCUGUGGCUCAGGGAGCCUGCAAAUCCCUACUGCAGGAGAUAAAUGAGAAGGAGCCCAUUGGACAGGGGAAUGGAAAACUUCCCGGCCGAAUGUACAAAAUAGUUGCAAGAAAAAUGAAAUUUUGAGGCAUUUUCCUGUCUCUUUUUUACGUGAAAAAAUCAGAUAUUUUUGACGAGUUUUUGUAUAGAAAAAAAAAUCAUAAAGCAAUUUUUGUAUUUUGAGCAAUUUUCAUUUAAAAAAUGGCCACAGAGCCAAAAAAACUUUUCCACAUUGGAAAAAUUUAUCAAAUAAGAUUUUUUUUGUAAGGUGUUUUAGAAAUUAAGAGAAAAAAAUGUUGAAAAUGAGGAUUUUUUAAGAGAAACUUUUCUAGUAUUUAUUGACUUAAUUUUCUUUUUCAAAAUAUGUUUAUGAAAAUAAAAGAAUAUCUCUUAAUUAAAUAAA
Molecule: messenger RNA, 2288 nt
Organism: Lutzomyia longipalpis
Lineage: Eukaryota; Metazoa; Arthropoda; Insecta; Diptera; Psychodidae
Gene: IP3K1
Product: inositol-trisphosphate 3-kinase A
Exons: 3
Coding region: 551-1660 (369 amino acids)
Biological process (GO): inositol phosphate biosynthetic process
Cellular component (GO): nucleus; cytoplasm
Molecular function (GO): inositol tetrakisphosphate kinase activity; inositol-1,4,5-trisphosphate 3-kinase activity
Source: RefSeq, a predicted model, not a curated record